GAGUGCUAGAGAGGGUAAAAUUACGCGUACCUUGGAUCACGAGGGUGUUAAGGUUUUUAUAGUAGCAAGGGUCAUGCCCUUUUCCCUUAGAGUAGAAGUCUUUUCCUUAUAGGAGUCCUUUUUGGGCGUAUUUUUCGGGAUCCUUUCCUUAUAGGGGUUUCUUGAAUAUUCUAUAGCGUGGGAAACAAGCCAAUCCCUUACUUGUAGCGUGGGGAGCAAGUCAUAUUACUUUGUCCGUCAGCCUCAACUCAUUUCCUUCAGCUUUAGACCGUCAGCUAUUAAGACUGUCACGCUUAAAGACCGUCUGCUAUGGCUCCGUCUGCUCUAUGUAUGGAAGAUCGCACAGAACCGUCGGUCCGAGGCCAGACUCCUUUUAUCCUUAUCAGUUGCCCCCUACUCUACAUGUUCGACGCUUACAACCGUCAGCAUGUUGAGUUUUUUUUUUUUUUUUGAAACAGAAAAAGAACUAUGAAUGCCUCCUCGAGCUGCGAGCUUUUUAAUGCAAGGUUACGUGUCGAGCGGUCGUUGGCCUCGUUUCUGGGCACGGACGUCGCCUCGCAUUCCGUGCGUUUUUUCCCUUAUAUAAAUAUCACGCUUUGUUUCAUUUUGUCAUUUUAACUUCGCAGAUCUUUUUAUCAGAGAAACCGUCACUCUCGCUUACGUUUUGCUCCGUCAGCUCUUACCAGUACCGUCACACUUUGUUCCAUUUACUCAAGAUCUAUUUCACCUGUAAGUUCUUCUUCCUCUCUUUUUGCUUCUUUUUUAUUUUUACUUUUUGCCCAAGAAUUUCUUUUAUUGAGAACGUCAGUCUAGGAACUUAGGGUGUAUCCGUCACUUGUAGGUAGUCAGAUGUCAAGUGACGCGUCGAGUGAUCAGUCGUCAGUCCGCGACGGAGCGGGCUACGACGAAGUCUUUGGCUCAGGUCAAGAGUCCGACGGCUUUUUGGAGUCGUCAGGAAAAGAAGCGUCCACCCAAUCCUUUAGUGUUGAUGUAGAGGACCGUGUUGAGGGAGUUAGGGGAAAGGUGUCAAGUGAGGUUGAGGUCGAGGGGAUCGACGAGGAGGUUGUUGAUGACGGGAACUGGGAGGAAGGUGACGAAGAGAUCUAUAGUGACGGAGCUAGGGAUGACGGUAGCGAGGUUAGUAGUGACGGUAAUGAGGAUGAGGAUGACGAAGAGUCCAGUGAGGGAACUUCAGGGAGUUCCGGAGGUAAUCGUCCCUUCAUCCUUCCAGAGGAGUGGGCCGUCAAUAAAUUUCUCCCCAAGAUGAGCAACAGAGUUUUUUCUGAGUUGCGUAUUCGCUUCCAGAUCCCAGAUCACAUUCCCCUCCGUCUCCCUAAAAAGAAUGAGAGGUGUUAUACAGGGAGGACGGCUGAUGUGGGGAUGUAUGAUGCCAUGUUCGCGGCUGGCCUUAGGCUUCCAUUGACGGCUUUACACCGUCAGCUGGCGGAUUUCUUAGGAUUAUCCGUCAGCCAGAUCUCUCCGAAUGCCUGGAGGAUCUUUAUUGGAGCUGAAGUUCUUUGGGGUCGCUUGAGUGGGGGGAACCGUCAACUUUCGAUAGACGAGUUCUUUUACUGCUACCGACCUCAGCAUAAAGUAUCCGCCAAGGGGACAUAUCACUUUGCACCUCGUGAAAAGAACCUAAGAUUAGUGUUUGAUAUGCCGGAUUCGAAUAGGAACUGGAAAAAUAGAUUUUUCUUCGUUAAAGGGACGGACUGGGUGUGUCGCCCAGAUGAAUGGGAUAAGUUGCCCGGGGGUUAUUUUGAUAACACCUGGGCUUAUAUUAAGGAGUCAGGUUGCCCCCGUCUCUUUCUUUUUUCCGUCGCUUUUCAUCUUUCAGGGAACUUUAACCGUCUCUUUAACACCGUUUAUUUUCUUUUGUUUCAGCCGUCGCUCGUCCGGAGGUGUCUGACGAACAAAGAGAAUUCAUCCGUCGGAUACUCACCAUCCCACUUGAGCAACGUAGGUGUAGGGAUUUGAUAACCUUGGACACUCUACAUUUGUAUUGCGGUGGUCCGGAGCCGACUGUUGAAGCUCGGAAGUUGGAAGAAUUUUCAAGAAAGCGUAAGUAAAUGUAGUAUUUUAAUCCGUUGGUAUUUUAUUUUGUCUGUUAUCACUUAUCCGUCACCUCACUUCGUGCAGAGAUGGAGGCUGCGAAACAGAGAGUGAGGGCCGCUGCUGCCCGUAAGAAGGAAGAGGAUAAGGCCAAGGGGAAAGAGGGAACGUCAACCCCUCAUUCUUCUUUGAAGGGUCCGAUCAAGAGAAAAGCUGACGGAAAGGAUGAUCCUCCUUCCAAGAAGCCAACCGUCAGCCCUAUGGACGUUCCUUCCAAGAAGUCGCCCUCCAAGUCUGGCCAUGGUGCUGGGAAAGGGGUGAUGACCUCUUCUGGCCCCGUCAUUGAGGGCCCCCGUUCCUUGCUGACUCACAAGGAUUACGCUGUCGAGGGGGUGGAAUCCCUCAUUAAACAGACGGAUCUGGAUCCUUGUGCCCAGCUUGGUACGGAGGACCUUGGAGCGUCGGCUUUCUUCGAUAUUGCACGGGCCUUGGUCCGUGUCAAAGCUCUUCAGGACCGAUGCGUGGCCAAAGAAGGCGUCGUCUCUCGGGUGAGGAGGCACAAUUCCACCCUGAUGGACCAGCAGGCGCAAUACAAGGAGGCCGUCCGUCUCCUAAACACAGAGCUGAAGGAGGUGAAGGAGAAAUUAGGAGAAACUGAGGGCCUUCAAAAGAAACUUGAGGAGGAGGUUGAGUCUCUGCGCGCGCAAGUACUGACGGCUGGGACUGACGCAGUGGAAAAGUUCAAGACCACCCAGUCCUUCAUUGAUUCCUGUGCUGACUAUUACGGCACAGGUUUUGAUGAUUGUCUGAAGCAAGUAGCGUCAGCUUAUCCGGAGCUGGAUCUUUCUAGAGUCACCAUGGAUGCCUCCGUGCCAAUGACUCCUGCUGCUGACAGAGAUGACGAACCCCUCAGCUUGGAUUUUUUGCUCAACGACGCUGGGGUCGUUUUGGCCCAGCCUGUUGCUCCUACUCCUGCUGAGUCUUCAGAUCACAUUGCUAAGGAUAAAGCUGACGGGGUCUCCAAGGACGCUCCUGCCGCUUAAUCCUUGUUUGUUAAUUGUAAUUUUUGAACAAUGUAUUUAAGUGCCCUUAUGUUUUGUUGGGCUUUUUACU
Quercus robur (English oak) is the source of this 3165-nucleotide messenger RNA. RefSeq lists its product as uncharacterized. The coding region runs from base 2142 to 3095 and encodes 317 amino acids. Lineage: Eukaryota; Viridiplantae; Streptophyta; Magnoliopsida; Fagales; Fagaceae. The record is from RefSeq and is a predicted model, not a curated record. The transcript is spliced from 2 exons.